AUGCGAUUCUCAUCCGCCGUCUUCUUCGCGGGGAACGCACUCGCCAUCGCCCAGCAAGAGUGUCUCGCCCAAAACAGCGCUGACCUGGCCGCUUACGCCGACUGCGCCGACCAGUCCGCCCUCGCUGGGUGCCUCUCCAAGCUCGAAUCCCCCGAAGUGCCCGCCGUCCAGGGCUGCUACACCGACGCCGGCUGCUCCUCCCAGGAGGCUAUCGCCGAGGCCCGCCGCACAUGGCAGCGAUGCGAGGAGCUCGCCAAGGGUGAGGACCUCAAGAAACGCUUCCCGGCCGCUCCUCUUCCCACCAUCGCUCCCCGCGUCGCUGCCGCUGGGCCCACCCUCUUCAAGCGAGAGACGGCCGACACCUCGUCUGGCAAGGACUGCUUGACCGCCAAGGUCAAGGAAACGACAGAUUGCGACGUCAAGACCAAGAGCGGUACGGCCGAGACGGGAUCCUGCUCCUCCAUCACCACCACCACGAGCACCUGCCGUGACGAUGUCAUCUGCACCAUGCUCGACAACAGCAACGAAACCAUCUGCCUGGUCAAGAAGGAGAUGGACACGGCCGGCAUCAUCAUCGCCAUCGUCUUUGCCGGCGCCCUCGCCCUCAUGAUGGGUUACCUGACCUUCAUGUGCUGCAGAGACAAGAAGGAGCAGAAGCGUCUCGCCGCCAAGUCCGAGGCCGUCGCUCUCGCCCGUGCCGCCACCAAGAAGCAGCGCGCCGCCCAGCGCCAGCCCCUCAUCCGCAACGCCUCUGGUCAGUCGAACCCAUCAAACGCCGGAGCCAACCCCUUCCAGGACCAGACCCGAAUCUAG
Messenger RNA from Fusarium falciforme, 813 nucleotides. RefSeq lists its product as hypothetical. The coding region runs from base 1 to 813 and encodes 270 amino acids. NCBI's taxonomy places the organism in Eukaryota, Fungi, Ascomycota, Sordariomycetes, Hypocreales, Nectriaceae. The record is from RefSeq and is a predicted model, not a curated record. The transcript has a single exon.